AAUUAUUAUGUAAGAGAUAAUAAUUAAUUGAAAGGAUAAUUCUCGAUUGGUGCAACAAACCGAUGGGGAUGUUGUUUGCCAAAAUACGAGUAAAGCCAUUAGAGUUACAGACGAUAGCACAGCAGAAACGAUACAUUCGUAAUGAUGAGAAGUGGCACAUCAGAGGAACAACUCCUUGAACAUCAACAACAACAAGAGCUUGAAUUAAUUAGGAUAGCAAAACUACGUGAAUUAGAAAAACAGAAACAGAAAUUUAGUGAAAGAAAAUUUAAGGGAAAGAAUAUUCGCGAACAUAGCAUAUUUUAUACGACUGUAACGCUGGUGUUUUUCUCAGUGUCUGCUGGUGCUUCGAUACUGUUUUUGGUUCCUUUAUACGUGGAUCCAGCAUUAUCAACACUUGCAGGAGAUUUCAUUGAACGUCCUACUUUAUGCGUUACAACUCGACGUGAAGAUUUAACAGGAUUACUGAAUUGUUCUUGGAGUUCAUGUCGAGAAGGAUGCACAUCUGAUGUUUUUAAAUGUACCCACAUUUUUGUACAGUUUGUUGAGUUAAUAGAUGAAAAUGUCAAUUUUACGUUUCCAUAUAAUGCCACAAUACAAGAGCUAGCUAACUUUACUACCGAACUUGAGAAAGCUACCACCGAGUCUGUGCUUCAAGUCAAUAUUAAAGGAUGUGGAUAUCCACCGACAGUUAAGUGUUCAGUGUUCACUGAAACUUAUGGUUUUGAAGGAGCAGCUUUUCCUUGUUACUAUUCGAAGAAGAAUAAAACUGUCGUCAUGACUUCUUAUAAUCGAGAUACACAGCUGAAUACAAUUAUACAUUUUUUCAUAGUGCCAUUUAUUAUCACGGUGAUAUCUUCAAUCGGAAUUUGCAUCAUACAUUGUAAUUGUCAAUGUAAGAAAGAGCGACCGAAAUAUCGACGUCCAAGGA
Molecule: messenger RNA, 931 nt
Organism: Clunio marinus
Lineage: Eukaryota; Metazoa; Arthropoda; Insecta; Diptera; Chironomidae
Source: the annotation of a GenBank genome assembly